Molecule: messenger RNA, 1174 nt
Organism: Carassius auratus (goldfish)
Lineage: Eukaryota; Metazoa; Chordata; Actinopteri; Cypriniformes; Cyprinidae
Product: 39S ribosomal protein L19, mitochondrial-like
Exons: 6
Coding region: 51-905 (284 amino acids)
Biological process (GO): translation
Cellular component (GO): mitochondrial large ribosomal subunit; ribosome
Molecular function (GO): structural constituent of ribosome
Source: RefSeq, a predicted model, not a curated record
ACGGCCAAUCAGAAUGUUUCUUGUACACACUCCUCUGUCAGAGGUCGAACAUGAUGGCGGCGUGCACAAGGAGGACGAGAGAAAUUAUGAGCUUGCUACGAAUUUCAAGGCAUUUCCCUCAGAACCAACGACUUCUGUCGACGUCAGUACCGAGGCACGCAGCAGCGUCAGAUGGACCUCCGAAAUUCACUCCUCCAUCCAAACCAGUUAUCAUAGACAAAACACAGAAAGAAGCAUCUCUGCGAAGGUUUUUGAGUCCAGAGUUCAUCCCUCCUCGUCAGCGCACAAACCCUGUGAAAUUUUCAGCAGAGCGGAAAGACAUGAUACAGAGACGGAAAGUUCUCAACAUUCCGGAGUUUUACGUUGGCAGUAUUUUAGCAGUGACCAUGACUGAUGUUCAUGCGAAUAAGAACUUAAAUCGCUUUGUUGGAAUCUGCAUUCAGCGCUCUGGAAAAGGAUUGGGUGCUACUUUUAUACUCCGGAAUGUUGUUGAUGGCCAAGGAGUGGAGAUAUGCUUUGAAUUGUACAAUCCACGUCUGCGUAAGAUUGAAGUGUUGAAGCUGGAAAAGAGAAUGGAUGACAAUCUCAUGUACUUGAGAGAUGCUCUUCCUGAGUACAGCUCGUUCGACUUUGACAUGCAACCUGUACAUUAUGAAAUAACAGGAGAUGUUGCGGUCAAUCCGUUAAAAGUAAAAAUGAAGCCAAAGCCAUGGUCUAAACGUUGGGAGCGCCCCAAGUUUAACAUUAUGGGUAUCCGCUUUGACCUAUGUUUGACCCCGGAGAUGAUGGAGCAUGCUCAGAAGUGGGCAGAACCGUGGAGGCCGUAUGAUAUGCUGAAGGAGUAUGACACAUCCAGUCUAGAGGAGCAGAUCUUCAAGGAGGUACAGGAAAAUCUCCGAAAGUGAACAGUCUUUAGAAACCACUUCCAGCCUGGACAGAGACAAUCCCUUCAAAGGGACAUGAGGCUGAGGGGACCCCUUUAAAGAUGCUGAAAAGAUCUGACUUUGGUGAGACAUGCUGAUGUGGUUCUGGUUCUGGGGUUUGCCUCAAAAUGGAUUCUGGAGAUACAUUUAGAUGACUUCAGAUACAUCGGAACUUUUCAUGUGUGUGUAUUUUACAUGCUUCUCACCAUCUCAACUGCUUAUCUUCAAAUAAACAUCCUCAAUUAAAUUGC